UUGACGUGUGCCAGAGUUAUAUCUAACAUGUAACAUAUUAUAGUGUCCUGAUAAACGGCUGUGCUGUGACAGACAGACGGACGGAUGAACGGACACCGAGGUGAUUCUACAUCGCGGCGCAGUCCACGGAAAGUGCCGUCUCCGCAUGGCAUACACGUGGACCUCAGUGAUCCUGUGAAAGAACCUUCAAAUGAUCGGUUAAACAACUUGUUGAAAAACUCAUCAAAUGACCCCUUGUAUGAUCCCGUGUUAGACCACUUGCAUGACUUGGUAAACGUACCAUACCACGUAAAUGACCACUUUUACCCCUCGAAAGAAAUUUUAAACGACCACUUGAAGAACCCCAUAAGCGAGGACUUAAGUAUUCGGUUAAAUCAUCCCAGUAAUGACUUCGCUGUUAAUUUGAAUGACCCCCGUGUAGACGCUCCACUAACCAACCCUGUAUCAUUGGCAUUAUAUCUUGAAAUAGAAGGCGACGAGUUCUCUGAUGAUAUGGCUCUCCACGAACCGCCGUCUUUGCAACCGCCGCCUAGUGCUCCAACAGCGCAGUCUAUGCAACAACCCUUGCCCGACAGUACAUAUCUCGCACCACACGCUGAAAUGGAAGAGGACGACUAUCUUGAUUCGGAUGAGUUUGAAGACUCCGUUGAUAUCCAGUCUAUGAAUCUGCACGGCGCACUGGCGGACUGUGAAAAAGCUAUCACAUUUUUUUUCAAUAAUCGGCUUGAUAGUGCUAUAGCUGUAAUGACUCCGUGGAAAGAAACUUCACUGUACCAUGCUCACGGGGCAGCGAUAUUCGAAUUUAUACCAGCUGUACUCACUUUGGAGCCGGCACAAAUACAACGCGCGCAAGAUGCGUUGCGGCAGACCUUCACGCUCUGCGCACAGGUGCGCAGGAGUUACACGUUCGUCCAAUCUAUCGGCGCCAUCAUAAAGAAGCCAAAUUACGGUAGUUACACGGAGGAAGAGGCUCAUGCUGAACUGGUGCAUGCGGAGGCGCUACUACUGCUGGCCUGCCUGGGCAUCAUCGAGAACGAGGAUAUGACAGGCUUCCUUCGAGCUUCCUUGCGAGUUAGGACUUCCUACAAUGCCUACAGAAUGUGUGCAAAGAUAUUGGAACGGAAAUGUUGGGAAAAUGAACCGUCGCGGGCGCAUUUCGAGAGCGGAGUUCGUCUCGGCCUUGCGACGUUCAACGUGAUGAUCGCCAUGCUGCCGCCGCGCAUUGUUGCCUUGCUCGAGUUUGUGGGCUUCUCUGCCGAUAAGGAGAAAGGAAAAGAGGAACUGUUGAAGGCAGCUCAAUCGCCCGGAUUACGGUCAGUUCUAUGCGAGCUCACCCUGCUGGUCUACCACCUCAUUAUAGGACAUUUUGCAGCUAUUCCACCUGACUUUAAUGCAGCUGAGAAAAUCAUUUCUAAAUCUCUCAAAAAAUACCCUAAUAGUGUAUGGUUCCUGAUGUUCAAAGCGCGAACGCAAUUAUUACGGGGCAAGGUGCUAGACUCCAUAGAGACGUAUCAGCAGACUUGCAGGAUGAAAGACUUAUGGCCACAAAUGAAACAUCUUGCAUACUGGGAGCUCGUCUGGGCAUUUGCGAUGCUGAGACAGUGGACAAACGCAGCAGAGUAUGCAGCGUGUCUGGAACGCGAUAGCAAAUGGUCGCGCACUAUUUACAUGUACGCUCAGGCUGCCAUGUUACUAGAGAACAGACCUCGGUCUCCCGGAGAACGCAAGUGCAUCGACGACUUGCUAAUGAAUGCCUCGUGCUAUAGACAACGGCUACUCGGUCGCUCUCUGCCGAUGGAGAAGUUCGUUCUGCGGCGCUGCGAGCGAUGGUCCAAGCGCGGCUACCUAGUGCUUCCUGGCAUCGAGUGGUUAUACUUAUGGAAUAUUUUCCCCUCAUUAGCGGCCGAACAAAGUCAUUCUGAUGCCAUUCUAAAGAUCAUAGAAAGAAAUGGCGCUGAAAUAAAAAACUCGUUGGAUAAGAAAAAAUGUAAAGCAUUAGCCCGGGACUCGACAGAAACUGUUGAAUACGACUACGACGAUCUGGCGCUAGCGGAGUUCUUGCAGGGGAGCCUCCUCGCCGCGAUGGCACUUCCGCAUCUAGCCCUCCAAAAUCUCGAAGCUGUAAUGGCAAUGAAAGAUAACAUAAAGGAAAAUACAUUUCUACUUCCCUAUGCGACGGUGGAAAUAGCAUCUUGCUAUUACCAAUUUGGGGAUCCAUCCCGUGCUGUAGAGUUAUUACAAGAGGCCAGAAAAAAAUACUCUGGCUAUCUAUUGGAAGCGCGCUUGCAUUUCCGGAUACAUUCAAAACUAGAGUACAUACACGCCGGUAUCGACUUGCCGGAAAAGCCUACGGAAGCGGCUAGUGUCGCAGGGGCGGACAGGAUUUCGGGCCGGACAGCUGAGCCACAGCCAGGCACGAGCAUGAACGAAGAGGCGGACUUGACCUCGAGAUCGAGUGCUAAGCCAGACCUGAACUCGAGAAAAGGCGCCCGAGUCGGCUCCAGCUCGAACGUAAAUACGACGCGAGCACCAAAUUCUGUAAACGUAGAUCGACGCUCAAGCAAAGAGGGCAUAGAACCAAGAGAGAUAUUUUGGGCUACACCAGAACCAGACAUAAGAAUAGUAUCCGACCCAAACUCUACAAUGACAGGAGCGGACUUACUUUCGAGUAUAAAUUCAAUGCCCGGGUCGAGCUCAUGUUCGAGAAUGGUUACUGAACUAUCCCUGAGCGUCACUGCUGAGCCAAUGCCAUCCACAAGUUCAGGGAGCAGCUGUUUUUCUAGUCCCAGAUCGGGGUGUCCUACAAAAUUAAAAACGACCGCUGUGGUGGAGCCGAGCAUCGAGCCGGCGCGGGCCAGCAGCAUCGAGCCGGCGGCCAGCGUAACCAGUCCGGAGGAUGUUUCUAGUACAAAUGGAAUGCCAGGAUGGAGACCAGAUCAGAGGGACGUGUCAAGUACAAGUUUUGAAAUGGAUUUAAUCUGCACUUUGGCUGACUAGGAGCCGAUCGCAGCAGCAAGCGCCUGUGUGGCCUCUAAGGCUAGUAAUAGACAGAAAAGACGCACCUUACAAGACCCGAUCUGGACCUGUGAAUUUAGGUCUGUUGGUCUCAUAUGCCAGACAGUUACCUAAUAACCAACUACAACAUAAUUGUGUGCUCGUUUUUAGGGUUCCGUGCCUCAAAAGGAAAAACGGAACCCUUAUAGUAUCACUUAUAUUCACUUUGUCUGUGGUGGCUGUCAAGAAAACUCUUAGGGUACUUCCCAUUGACCUAGAAUCAUAAAAUUUGGCAAACCUACCUGGUCGGAAAAAUCCCAAAACCGUGAAUUUGUGGUUACAUCACAAAAAAAAAUUAAAAUGUGUUCAUGAAUAAAUAUAAUAACAAUAAGUAUAUUGAAUUUUGAAAAUAAGAUAACUAUACCAAGUGG
Molecule: messenger RNA, 3425 nt
Organism: Maniola jurtina (meadow brown)
Lineage: Eukaryota; Metazoa; Arthropoda; Insecta; Lepidoptera; Nymphalidae
Product: tetratricopeptide repeat protein 39B-like
Exons: 15
Coding region: 85-2997 (970 amino acids)
Molecular function (GO): protein binding
Source: RefSeq, a predicted model, not a curated record